Messenger RNA from Phycodurus eques (leafy seadragon), 5420 nucleotides. It is a transcript of the gene ttc3, whose product is annotated as tetratricopeptide repeat domain 3. The record is from RefSeq and is a predicted model, not a curated record. The transcript is spliced from 45 exons. NCBI's taxonomy places the organism in Eukaryota, Metazoa, Chordata, Actinopteri, Syngnathiformes, Syngnathidae. Bases 64 to 5322 code for a protein of 1752 amino acids. Gene Ontology annotation, molecular function: zinc ion binding; protein binding.
AAAAUUAGGGGCGGCAGAAGGUGGCUUUCGCAGUCCUCGGUAGGGGCUCACCGUCAAAGCGAUAUGGCGACGAUGUCCGACUCAGAUUUCGAGUACUUGGACUGCGACUGGGACUAUUAUGGUGAUGGUGAAGCCUUCUCAGAGUUUAAGACCAUGCACAUGGGUUAUUAUGGAAACCCCGUCUCCCUCAGUACAAUUUGUGCGAACGAUGCAUGGCACAAAAUCUCAGUGGACAUCAAAAAGUCUGCAGGGCAUCUGAUGAGACUUCACACCUACUGGCUGCCACUCCUGCUUCGCAACGACACCAUGAACGACACCUUCAACUGGGCUGCGUCCAUUGGCCUGGUCAACGCAGAUGAUCCAACCAUUGUGAAUCUGAAGACGCUGCGCAAGAUUGAAACCCUGGAGGCGAUUCUCAGAGCUAUGGAGAUCGGAUCUUUUUCCAAGGAACAAAUGACUCAUCUCAUCGUAAUAAGUGCUAGCUUUAGCGAGCAAUUGCCGGAGGCUCUGGAGGAGGCUUUGCUGUGGCUGGAGCUGACGGGAGAGCCUGGGAUCAAAGCUCGUGUACUGAAGCUGGGCCACAAGCGCACCUGCUUCGCAGCUUUGUACUACAUCUUCAGAAACUUUGCGCUUUACGUCUAUUACAUGGGGAAGAACAUGGGGAGGAUGAUAGAUGUGAUGAGAACAAAACCCCCGGAGGACCUUCUAGCGGAAAGUGAUGUCAUCAAGAAACAAGGGAACGAUCUAUUUCAGGAGGAGAAGUACGAAGAAGCAGCGGCUGCUUAUUCCAAAGCCAUCAAAUAUUUCCCUGAAAACCACAUCAUCUUUGGCAACCGGGCGCUUUGUUAUAUCCGCUGUAAGAAAUAUCCAGAAGCCGCUGCUGAUGGAAAACGUGCCACUCUAAUAGAACCGCUCUGGCCCAAGGGCCACUACCGCUACUGUGAGGCCUUGUUCCUGUUGGGCGAGGUCCAGUGGGCCUUGGGCGCCAACAUCUCGGCACAGAAUCUUUGCAAGCACGGCCGCGAGGGGGUCAAAGACCUGGAGCAGCAGCAUCAGAAGUUUGUGAGCGAAACAAAAGGCAGCGAAGCGGGAUCCUCAAAGAACAAUCAAAGUGCCGCGGGAACCCCUAAGAAAAAUCCGAAUGCUGCGGGACACCCUAAGAAAAGUAAAAAUUCAACGAAACUAGAGGUCACUACUAAAUCCAGUAAAACGAAGGCCACUAACAAGUCCAAUGUAGCUGGGACACAGGAGCCUUCAGGAGAAGGCGACGGCAAUGGCAGUAACAAUAAUAAGAGCAAUGGGGUGUUCAAGGUGAAUAAACUGCAAGUGACCUCCCAAGCACAACACAGCUGGAAAACACCUUUGAACGUGGCUGGAGCCAAAAUGACUAAGCAGAGCCACCAACCAGUAAUUAAAGAGAAGACAGCAGUGAAGACUGCACCCGCUGCCACUAAAGAGCUGCCCAACACUCCCAAGAAGAAAUCCAAGAGCAGCAAGAAUCAACCCGAGCAGGCGAACCCGCCCGAGGCCACUGACAGAGCCGCCUUGAUCAAAGAGAAGCUGAGAGUGCAUAUACAGGAUGCCCAUUCUUCCCUGACCAACCAGUGCAGCUACGACUCCGAGCGGGCGUUCAGACAGGCGCUGGCCCUGCUGGACACCAACCCGCCCGAGGAAAUUGGAAUGUCUGCACUGGAUAUGCAGUUGUUGCUUUACGGCCAUGUGUCCGCCCUGACGCAAAUUGGCAAGCCUGAGGGGCUGGCGGAAGCUCGAAGAUUCCUGGAGAAGAUCAAAUCGUACGAGGAGAGGGUUUUUCAGUGUCUGGUUUGCUAUGCGUAUGGGAAUAUUUACCUCAAAGAGAAUAGAUUUGCAGUCGCACUGGAACAUUUUCAAGAUUCCAUGCAGAUGGUGAGGAAUCGGGUAACGCCGGGUAAACUCACCUGGCCGCUAACAAAAGAGGUUGUUAAAGAGACCGAGCUGAACCAUUUUAAAAAAAUUCUAGACGAUUCCAUAUAUUUGUGCAAGUUCCCUCCUCGGCCUGAUAGCACCUGUCGAUAUGUGAACUGCCUCUGCCCUUCCAAAAACAUGUAUAUCACCGACCCGGAUUUUAAAGGUUUCGUUCAGUUGAAGUGCAGCCACAAGUGUCUCAUUGAGUACCACAAUGCCUGCUGGAAAAAAUUAAAGCCGCCGUCCUUUGAGGGUAAAGAGAAGCCAUGUCUGACUCCCGACUGUUCCGGUAUAAUCGAUUCUAUCCAAAUUAUUGACCCAACGGGCCAGAUGAAAUGUAAAAUUUUGGUCAGCAACCAAAAGGCGGAGAUUCCGAAGAAACCAAAAGUGAAGCAGAAACUUUCAGGUGUGAAGAAAUUGAAGGAGAAGAGCCAUUUUAAAAGAGAGAAUAAUAAUAAUAUGCAGACCUUGGAAAAGAAGCCCACUAUCAGUGAUGAGGUUCUACCGGCAAAAAACAACACCGUAGAGUGGACCCAACAGAAUGCCUGGUUGCUGUACCGGGAUCGCGUCCUCCUGCAGAUCAGAGAUAAGAUGCAGCUGCUCCGCCAGGAAAAGGGUCUCACCGUGUCGGCCGUGAGCGCAGGCCUCGGGCCCUGGCUGGAGCUGGACUCAGCACGGGGCAACCACCUCGCCAGCAAAAUGCUCAACUGGGAGCACGAGCACCUCGAGACGCUGGAUCAGGUGGUCGAGCUGCUCCUCGAACGGAAGAACCGUGUUUGGGCACGUGUCUUCAUCCAGCUGCUGUCAAGUACUUUGGAUGUUAAUGUGGAGCUCAGCUGUUGGGCGGGGCGGCUCAACGAUGCAGAUCUAAAGGCGGCUAAGUCCUUCGUUGAACGCAACGCAGACUCCUUGGAUGAGCUGGACCUCACCCCGGUGUUGAACUUUGCUCCUUUGAAAGAAAUUAUUUCCGAGAGCCCCCCCCCUGGCGCCAACUUAAUAUCAAGCCAUGGACUCACUAAAUAUGUCAAGCAGCCCUCGCCACAUGAAAUGAGACUUUUUAUCUGGACUCUUGAGGAGCAUAGGGACAUUUACGUUUCGUGUAACAUUUUACUGGAUGAGUAUUUUGAUAUGAUGGAUGGACAGUGUUCAGUUCUAAAAAAGUCUGAUAGUCAAAAUAGUUUUCCUGUGAUUGUUAAGAGUCGUGCGCGAAAAAAGAUGAAGAACAAGGGGCUUCCAGUUUGGUCUCGGCCAUCUAAUAGUUUUGCAGAUGAGUGGGACCAAGAAGAUCCACUAAAUUUCCUUGACCCCGACGACACCUUCAGUAUUCCCAGCUACCUUCGAGCACCGUUGGACGAAUUUGAGAAACAGUAUAACAGCACCAGACACACGAGGGAUUUUAAAAAGAUUUUGGACAACAAUCCGGAUCCCACCCAGGAAGAUUUGUACGACUAUUUUGCACAGAUUCUGGAGCAACACGGUCCCCUGCUCGCCAACGACCCCCUGCUGGUGGGCGAGAUGGAAAACUUCCCGCCCGUGGCAAAGGCCAAGCUCCAAAAGGCGGACAGCUUAGAGCACUUCCUGCUAGAAUCCCUUCGCUUCAUAAAGAUCGACAGCUCCUUGGGCCUGGCCAAGCACGCCGUUGCCCUGCAGGACGCCGCCCAUGUGGACCACCCGCAACCUCUCCCUGUAUUUUCAUCCACCCAGAACGCCACUCCUAUUCUUAAUAAUGUAGACACUUUCCAUAUAGAUCAACACCCCCCACCUGUAGGCAAAGCCCCUGUCAAUCAAGCGGGCAGCAACAAGAUUUCUCCCAAUUAUUUUAAAUCCCUAGAUCUUUAUACUAGAGAGGUAGAAGAAUCCUGGGAAACGUAUUCCUAUACAAGCGGUUUAAGUUCAACGCGACCUGAAGAAGUCAUUUUGAAGAAACACGCAGAAGUACAGACGUAUCAAGCAAUCAAGGACUGCGUUGCAGUGAACACAGAAACUUUGGAGCCUUAUGAGAGCCUCCAGGUAGACAAAAAGGUAAAGAGCAAUAAGGAAAUGGAGGAGCAGAUGAGCAAAAUGGCAAAUUACCGCAAGGAAGUGGAUCAGAAGCACAAAGAGACCCUCAGGUCCUUAGAGAAAGACAUCCAGGAGAUCCGUACCAACAUACAAGUGACAAACAAAGAGUUGGCCCUAUUCCAGCAGAAGCUUGAGAAGGAGGUUAAGAAGGACCAGGAGGAGAAGAAGGCUAACCAGGAGUUACUAAAGACCCUCAAGAUGGAGAUGGAAAAGUUGGUGGAGGAACAAAGGAGUCUUACCAAAGGAAUCCACACAAACAAGGCCAGCUAUGAAGAGGAAUUGAAUAAGUUCUUGGAGCUAAGCAAUCAGUCAGAAGCUGAGAAGAUGAGUCUGGAGGAUGAGAUCAAGCGCUCCAAAAACGCAGUUGCCGCGGCGACCAGGAGGUCCCACACUGCCCAAUUGUCCAUGCUGAAAAACAAAUGGGAGCAGCGUUCGUAUGGCCUCCGCAUUCAGCUGGCCGACGCCAAAUUUCUGCUGGUCAAGCUGAAUGAAAAUGUGCAGCGCUUUCCCCCCCUGGAAGCGAGCAGACAAAAUGUGAGAGCUAAAGUCCAAGAGCUGGAGCAGAAAAUCACUGCUGCUGAGAUCCCUCUGGUGUAUUGCAGCAACACACAAUACAAGGAGCAGUUGGAGGAACUCAAAAGUGGCCAAAGAGUAAAAGACAUACUCAGCACCAACCAGAGUGAUCCUCAACUUUCUCUGCUGUCUUCCGGCCUGACUUCUCUGAGUGUUGCACCCUCGCCGCAGUCGAUAGUACCCUCUGCGUCGGCUUCCCCUGUCAAGACUAGAAACUCAGCCAGAUCGAGACAGGCCGGAAACAUAGUGUUUGAAAAGGCCAUGGAGUGCCUUGCCACCAUUUUCCCUGACUACACGAGAUCAGACUUAAUGAGGUUUUUUAAGCAUCUGCGGUCAUCCAACGGCGACAACCUGAUCAACAUGAGCUUGCAGGAUGUGGUCAGUAGAGUGAGCCAGCUGAUCCUGGACCAGCAGGAGGCGGUCACACCUGGGGCCAAAUCCAAGACGACUGGUGUCGGAGGUAUGGCUACGCCCCUUCCGGUGGACCCACCUCCGGUCUGGCAGAAGUUAGCGAACCAAAGACCGCUCAGCUCCAGUGCACUAAACUUGGAGGACCCCUGCAUCAUCUGUCACGAAGAAAUGAGUGAAUGCGACCGCUAUGUUUUGGAGUGCAGACACACCUUCCAUAAGCAGUGCAUCACGUCGUGGCUGAAGACGAAGAGCACGUGUCCCACCUGCCGAAAGCACUCCUUGUUGCUCGACGACUUCCCCGCACUGCCCAGUCGGAGGCGCCAAGCCCAGUGAUGGCAUCUCUCAUCACCAGUAUCAUUUUAUUUUAAUGUUCCCUUUCACAUUUUACGUAAACUUUAGAAGUUAUGACUAAUAAAAGUCAAUGUUUACCA